This is a messenger RNA of Pieris rapae (cabbage white), 925 nucleotides long. Its product is annotated as sperm mitochondrial-associated cysteine-rich protein. The transcript has 3 exons. The record is from RefSeq and is a predicted model, not a curated record. NCBI's taxonomy places the organism in Eukaryota, Metazoa, Arthropoda, Insecta, Lepidoptera, Pieridae. Bases 90 to 788 code for a protein of 232 amino acids.
UUAAACUUUCUAGAAAAAAUUUAAUAAAAAAUUUAUGUAAAUAAAAUUGUGCAAAAUUCAGUAAUCCUUUAAAACAAAAAACUGAAAAAAUGUGUUCAUCUAUGUGCUUCUGCCCGACAUGCCCAUCAAUAUUGCCGUGUGGUAGUGGCCCGUGUCGGUUUAAUUGUCCUCCACCGCCUCCCUGCUGUCAGCCUUGCUGUCCACCUCCUGUCCCUUGCACUCCCUGUCCGGCUUGUACAUGUAAGCCAACAUUCAGACAAUGUCCGGCUCCAGUAAUUCCUGAUUAUGUGCCACCAAUAAUACCCAUGCUCCCUUGCUGCAAGCCACGCCGAGAGCCACCGCGUGACCCACCACCUUAUCCACCACCGAAACCUGUCUGCUGCCCACCAAUAUUACCUUGUUGUCCUCCUCCUGAACCUUGCGAUCCACCGCCAGUCAUUCCGUGUGUAGAACCCAUAAGGUGUUACCAACCAGUUCUACCCUGCUGCAAUCCGCAGUGCCCUACUCCAAUUCUUCCAAAACAGCGCCCCAUUUGUCCCAGAGCACCUCCGUGCCCCUAUCCCUGUCUACCAGUUUGCCGAAGCUCGUGUGAAGAUUGUGAAAUAGACCCAGUUACGCGACGAAGACCGCUUAUCGUUCAUGAUAGUGUUUUCUCAAAAAGGCCAACGGCUUUCCCCAAGGAAUGCCUGCAGCGCAAAAACCCUAAUGUCCGAUAUUCGGUUAAUAAUUGGAUGAAACAGGGUCCAACGCCUAACCUAUGCUAUCAUGUUCCGGUUCCAUUGGUGUAAGUCUUAAUAUGACCAAAUAAAUAGUGUUUUUUAAACGUGUAUUACUGUAACACACUGUGCUCAGUCGUGAUAGUAUGUGUUAAUGAUGUAAAGCAAAAUCUGUAUGUAUGUCAAUAAAUUAAAUUUUGUUCCGUUUU